GCCUGCCUGGAGCCCGCCUGCCCGAUCCUUUGGGGUUAUUUUUUUCACCUCUCGGCCGUUUGGGGAUAAAUAAGCGGCGGUGCGGAGCCUCACAGGUCCUGCCUGGCUCUCACAGCCCAAGCGGUGCGGGGUGAAGGCGCCUCCGAGCCCCUUGGUUGUGGUGGCAGAGAUGUCCAGCUGGUUAAAACCCCUUAAAACACCUAGCGUGUCCACGAAGGGCCCAUAAAGAAGCCAGCCGUGCAGCCAAGCAGUCUUUUAUGUGGUAUCUUUGCCUUCUUCCUUCCAAAAAGUUAGUGGCAAACAGAAUAUACAUACGCAUAUCCACCAGAGCGAUGCAAAGAGCUCCCCAAGCAACUCGUGUGUGGACAGCCAGGAGCAUCUAAUGCGCUGCUCGCCUGUGGUAAGGGGAACAGAAACGUGGUCCCAGCGUGUAAUUUAAGGAAGAAAGCGUGCCUUAGUCCGAGGACAAAGCCUCUGAUAACCCCGAGCAGCGGCGUUAUGAGUCAGCAGCAUCAGCGCGGGCGACACUUGAAGGUUUUUUUUUUUUUUCCUCCUGCAAGCUGAGGAAGUGUUAAAAUAUGUGGUAGGGUGCUGGCCUUGGGUGCCUGCUACUCGCACGUUCAUCCUUACUAUGAUCCUUUUCUGCACCUUUUCUGCAACAGAAGGAACGCUUCAGUGUUGCUCGGGCUGCUAGGUGAUUGUAUGUGUGUAUAUUUUCAGAAUCCUCUAUAACUUAAGCAGUGAUAAUUAUUAUUAUUAUUUGUCAGUCCAAACUUAUUGUACAGCGAGCUUUGUAAGUGGUGGGCAAGCUUAUAUGAGGCAUGACAGACACUAAAGGUGUUUUAUUUAAUAGCCAGCAGCCCUGUUUCCCUGUCUGCUCGCUGAGUUACUUUCCCAGGAAGAAUUCCCUUUUGGAAGCGUGCAGCAGGUGGUGAGGUGGUGAUAUCCUUGUUUCUCCCUCACUUUAUAUAAAAUAAUCUGUCCGUUUGGAAAGAAGAAAGCAGACGUAGUGUAUCCGUGUACCUGUUCUCCGGAACAAAGCAGCAGCAGCAGCAGCAGCUUUCUGUUUCUUCAGAGGAAUUAUUCUGCAAUCUUUCUGAAGACUCUGCAGGAGUCUUCUUCGCUUCCAGGAGCCUUCCCAGUAAGACAAACCGAAUAAAAUCCAGGAUGCAAACCCAUCUUUCUGGCGGAUUAAGCCAAAAGUACCGCUUUUGCGGUUUCCGCAAGCACGAGAUCGUGGAUUUUGUGGUGCUUAAGGCAAAUCUGUCCCCCAAAAUGUCCAAAAAGUAGCUCUCUGGUGUGUGCUAAGAGUCUUUUACGAACCGAGACUCCCAACGCCAAACGCUUCAGCCCUGUUUUCUGUUUGGGCCGUGGGCAGCUUGCCAGCGUUGUGAGUUCAAGUAAUUCAGAUAACGCCCGCUCUUUUUGCAAACAAGCUCUAAGGUCAGUCUGCUUGAUUUAUCUCUCUGCUUUGUUUGCUGAAUGCGUCGUAUCUGAGAGAGUGAAUUUACUCUGCUUAAGCGCUCCGCGUCACCCGGCUUUCCUCCCUGUUGCGUGGCUUGCCCCAGAAAAAGAGGAAAGCGGCUGAGGACGGUAAAGAUCCGCCUGCAGAAGGAGCAGCUCGCCCGCUGGGCGUGUUACCAGUGACACCUCCCAGCUAAUCUGCAAAUCUCCAGGUGCCCGAGGAAUGCCAUUUACUCGGGACGUUGCUGGAGAGAACCGGAGAUUUCAUCACCGCUGCGGGCAUCCUGCUAAUUUCCCCCAGCAGUGGCAGAGUCCUUUCCGGCUGCCCUCCCUUCUGGCCUUCCUUUUUCUCCUUCCUGGCUGCCACGAGGCAAUUCGGGGUUAUUACCGCCGUGUUUGAGUGGAAGGUCUCAGGUGCAGCGCCGAAACCAUGUUCUCCCGGCUAAGGGCGGCCGCCGCUCCCUGCUCGCUGGCGCGGCGCGGCGCACACACGAAGGAAAAAGGCAAGCCGCUGAUGUUAAACCCGCGGACGAACAAGGGGAUGGCCUUUACGUUACACGAACGGCAGAUGCUCGGAUUGCAAGGGCUUCUACCUCCUAAAAUCGAGACGCAAGACAUUCAAGCCUUACGCUUCCACAAGAAUUUGGCAAAAAUGACGGACCCCUUGGAGAAGUAUAUCUACAUAAUGGGAAUCCAAGAGAGAAAUGAAAAGUUAUUUUACAGGGUUUUACAAGACGAUAUCGAGCGGUUAAUGCCAAUUGUGUAUACACCGACAGUGGGCCUCGCCUGUUCCCAGUACGGGCACAUCUUCAGGAGACCAAAAGGAUUGUUUAUUUCAAUCUCAGACAGAGGUCAUAUAAGGUCCAUUGUGAAUAACUGGCCGGAGAACGACGUCAAGGCUGUUGUUGUCACUGAUGGAGAAAGGAUAUUGGGUCUCGGAGACCUCGGGGUGUAUGGGAUGGGAAUCCCAGUGGGGAAACUCUGCUUGUAUACGGCCUGUGCAGGAAUCCAUCCAGAUAAAUGCUUGCCUGUGUGCAUCGACGUUGGAACUGACAAUACAACCCUCUUAAAAGAUCCAUUUUAUAUGGGCCUGUACCAAAAAAGGGAUCGCUCACAGGUCUACGAUGACCUAAUUGAUGAAUUUAUGGAGGCCAUCACAGACAGGUAUGGCCAGAACACCCUUAUCCAAUUCGAAGACUUCGGAAACCACAACGCUUUUCGGUUUUUGAGAAAAUACAGAGAGAAAUACUGUACCUUCAACGAUGACAUCCAAGGGACGGCUUCGGUGGCCUUAGCGGGACUGCUGGCAGCACAGAAAGCCACUGGCAAACCAAUUUCGGAGCAGAAAGUGCUGUUCCUUGGGGCAGGAGAGGCUGCCCUGGGAAUCGCAAACCUCAUCGUUAUGGCCAUGAUGGAAAAUGGUGUUUCAGCAGAGGAAGCCUACAAGAGAAUAUGGAUGUUCGACAAAUACGGAUUGCUGGUUCAGGGCCGAGAACAAAAGGUAGAUUCCAACCAGGAACCAUUUACGCAUCCGGCUCCAGAGCAGAUCCCAAAGACGUUUGUGGAUGCAGUGAAUGUACUCCGGCCUUCGGCUGUCAUCGGGGUUGCGGGAGCUGGGCGGCUCUUCUCUCACGACGUGAUCAGAGCGAUGGGCUCUAUCAACGAGCGACCGAUAAUAUUUGCACUGAGUAACCCCACGGUGAAGGCUGAGUGCACGGCAGAGGAAGCGUAUACGUUGACAGAGGGACGUUGCUUGUUUGCCAGCGGCAGCCCGUUCGACCUGGUGACUUUGGGAGACGGAAGAACCUUCAAACCAGGCCAAGGAAACAACGCUUACAUUUUUCCAGGCGUGGCUCUCGCUGUGAUCCUCAGCAGUGUUCGACAUAUUAGUGAUAAGGUUUUCCUAGAAGCUGCUAAGGCGUUGGCGGAACAGUUGACUGAUGAGGAGCUCGCACAGGGAAGACUUUAUCCCCCUCUGUCUAAUAUCAGGGAAGUUUCUAUUUAUAUUGCCGUCAAGGUGAUGGAAUUUCUGUACGCAAACAACAUGGCUUUCCAUUACCCUGAGCCUGCAGACAAGAACCGUUACAUCCGAUCAAAAGUUUGGACCUACGAAUACGAAUCCUUCAUGCCAGACGUGUAUGACUGGCCUGAGUCCAAGGUUCACUGAUGGACCAGAAGAUGGCACUCCUCAGGCGGUACCUUCUACUCUGCAGGGAUCCCUUUUUCAGACCAAUUUAAAUCAUGACCUUUGAGUCCUGUAAUUUAUUUUCACUUAUUUUGGUGUCUCUUUGCCCUUCUCCCUUGAUGUAGAUUGCUCCCCGCUCCCCCGAGUAUCCGGUGAACUGUGUGGAUGAUGGCGUCCAUCGCAGGAUCGAGAGAGAGCUCUUCAAAAUUAAUUCUAAAAAUGACGUUGCGUUUCUACCUUAGAGCCCUUACCACGCUAAACAAUUUGCUUAACAAUGUUUUAGCUGCAUGUGGGCGUGAUGCUCUCUCGUCACUGCUGAUUUCCAGAACGAUUUAUUUCUGCUUUUCAUAAUCAGUCUUCUGAUUGUCCCGGUGGUGUCACACAGCAUUAUUUGUGACAACACCAGGGAGAAUUCGUUCAAAAACAAAAGGAGGGGGGGGCAGCUUAAGGCAAAUUUAAGUCUGACGGGCUUUCUGUUUUGUCUGAUACUCAAAGAUGCCCGUGUGCAGACUUCCCUUGUGGCAUUGGCUGCUCUCUUUCUCUGAAUGUGCUUCGAGGAGCAGCGUGGUGUUAGGAGGAAAAAUGUGAGCUGGUUAAGAUUAUCCUAGGAAAGCCCGAAAAUAUAUUAAUCACUUACGAGCUUGAAAAAAAGCAAAGCUGUGCUGUUAUCUAAUCAAAUAUAUCACGCAAAGGCAGAACCUGAAGUGAUCUACGGAAAUCUUUGAGAGAUUUUGCGGGGAGAUUUUUGCAGUUGACUCCAAGGUGACGUACCGCCGGCUUUUUUCUUUCGUUUCUUUCGUUUUUCAAAGUUCUGUUCCUCUCAGCCGCAUCGUUUCUCCCUCGCGUAGCCUCGUUUUCCCAAAAGGGCUCGUGUAUGAUGUUUUUUAUGACGUUGCUGACUCAAACGCUCCCGAGCGGGACUCGCUUGCCGCGUUGAACAACCAAACCCCCCCGCCCCAGAGCUGAUGAAGCCAACCCCGAAGGCGUUACAGGCAGCUAUUGACACGCACACUGACGGAAUUUGGGCUGAAUGAUUCGUGUGGUCCCAGUGCAGUUUGCACGCAGUGAAUGUCAGACUUGAAAGACCUAAUGCUUAGAAGCUGUAAGUUGAUCGCUUCACUCUGUUUACGGAUUUGUCAGGUGUUGUUUUUUUUUUUUCUGUGAAAACUAAAAUUUCUAGGUGAAUUUUUGUCUCCUUUUCCUUGCACAUUUGAUACUGAUACCACAAUGUGCAUUCCUCUUUUUUUUUUUUUUUCUUCAUAUCAGCUUUGAGUGCCCUCCGUUUCUUUGUUCUGCGGGCAAGGACACAGCCGUAGCUACAGGCUGUGGUCUUUGUAACAGCAACAAGAGUACGUCUUGAACAGAAACAAAGGCGAUGCGCUCUCCCACAGCGUGCUGAAGUGAAGCAAAAAAAGGACAAAAAUAAAGUAAAAAGGUUGCACUGGCUAAAUAAAUUACUGUAGAUCUACAAGGGCUCUAUUGGCAGACAAAGCUGGAAUCCAAAGAGGUGAAGUAAAGCUUGCUCAUCGGGACUUGCCCGUGGCAAGCACAUCUCAUAUCCUUAUUUAUGAUGGAAUAAAUAAGGUCUCGGCAGAAGUGUGCAAAAUAGACCCAAAAUACAGCAGGGAAAAUAGUCUCUGUACCUCCUUAGACGUGAUCUCUGUCAUUUCCUGCCUAGUCUCCGAUUUUAAAAUAAAGUCGAUGUAGUGGAGAAAGAACAGUGAGCUUUUGGAAGGCUUCGCCUAAGUGAGGAAAGAAGGCUGAUUAUAUAAAUGCAGAAAACGGUGAUGUGGGGGCAAGACCGCACAUUGAAACUGUGGUAAAAUGCUGUCUGGUGGGGCUCUAAGUGCUGCAUUGCCAAGCUGUGCGACUUAACGUGGUUUGCAACUUGUACAUGUGAGUAUAUGUACAAAGAAGACCAACACGUACACGUGAUGUUUUUACAAAGAAUGCUUUUUUUCAUCUAUUUUUGCUAUGCCUGUUUUUAGUGUAUUUAAAUUUGUGACCUUACUGGAAAAAAAAAAAAAAAAAAAGAUUAUUUAUUUAGUGUACAAUUGUUUUUACCUCCUGAAAAUGCAACUCUUGCCGAAGCCCGUGUGUCAGUGGAGUUCUGCGUCACUGAAUCCAAAUACGUUGGCAACGCACACUUCCUCACUUCUUCUGACGACGUACUAAUUAGGCAGAAGAGUAAUGAACGUAUCCUAUGCACUGAUCUUGUGUCCUGGCUGAGACUGAUCGCAAAGGCAAGGCCCUCAGUCCGUGAUUCUAACUUGGUUUUACAAAAUAAAGUUCUACAUCCGUC
This is a messenger RNA of Cygnus olor (mute swan), 5951 nucleotides long. RefSeq names its product malic enzyme 2 (gene ME2). Lineage: Eukaryota; Metazoa; Chordata; Aves; Anseriformes; Anatidae. Bases 1895 to 3631 code for a protein of 578 amino acids. Gene Ontology annotation, cellular component: mitochondrion. Gene Ontology annotation, molecular function: malate dehydrogenase (decarboxylating) (NADP+) activity; NAD binding; malate dehydrogenase (decarboxylating) (NAD+) activity. The transcript has 17 exons. The record is from RefSeq and is a predicted model, not a curated record. Gene Ontology annotation, biological process: pyruvate metabolic process; malate metabolic process.